Molecule: messenger RNA, 712 nt
Organism: Prorocentrum cordatum
Lineage: Eukaryota; Dinophyceae; Prorocentrales; Prorocentraceae
Source: the annotation of a GenBank genome assembly
UCUACAUCCUGCUGCUUCUGCACGCGCCCACUCGGCUGUGGAUCUGGUUCUUCUUCCUGGCCCUCAUCGUGGCCGUCGACAGGAUGAUGCUGGAGAAGCACCAGAGUGAGCUGGCGAUCCUCAUGCAGGUGGAGCUGCUGCCGAAGGACGUCAUCGGCCUCACGCUCGACCAGCCCAAGGGCUUCAGCUAUCAGGCUGGGCAGAACAUCCUCCCGGGCUGGCGGGGCGAGUGGCGCCCGUUCACGCUGUCGUCGGCCCCCGAGGUGCCCCAGGCCGCGUCGCAGGAAAGGAUGAGGCCGGGGGACGCCAUCGAGUACAAGAAGUACGUCCACCCGGGCAGCCAGACGGUCUAUUGUCUGCCCGACUUCAAACAGGUCGCCGUGCUUGAAGGAAAGCUGCUGAGCCGCCCCGCCUCUGGCCCUUGCUUCCGACGCGAAGCUGGAGAAGAGGAUGUAUUGGGAGAGCUCGCAGACGAAGCUCCAUGGCCGAAGAAGACGCAUGAUCUCAACAGAGACUUCUUGAUUGAAGCCUGCAAGAGUUCAAACAUCGUGGUUGCGAAUCCACUCUUUGCGCAUGAGCUGAACAAGCUGGUUACGUACUACUCCCCCGACGCGGACAAGGCAGCCGAUGCGACGAAUGGAGGCAUUACGCAAAUCGACCAGUGCUUAGUGGAUGGCGCCGUGGCGCAGCUCAUCCAAGAUAUUCAAUCAAG